Messenger RNA from Peromyscus maniculatus bairdii (prairie deer mouse), 1706 nucleotides. Its product is annotated as keratin, type I cytoskeletal 17. Gene Ontology annotation, biological process: intermediate filament organization; epithelial cell differentiation. NCBI's taxonomy places the organism in Eukaryota, Metazoa, Chordata, Mammalia, Rodentia, Cricetidae. Gene Ontology annotation, molecular function: structural molecule activity. The record is from RefSeq and is a predicted model, not a curated record. Gene Ontology annotation, cellular component: cytoskeleton.
GGGCUUGGUGAAAUGAGGCAGAGCCCCGGCGGUGGGAGGGGAGGGGGCCCGUAGCCGCCACCUGGGAGCUGGCGGGUGGCCAGUGGUGAUGAAAACCCAGGGGAAUGGAAACAGCAGAGAAGCUGUUGUAAUCGCUACGCCCACUGGCUGCCCUAUAAAGGAAGCGGGCGAGCCCCAGCGCAGCACGCACCUUGGCGCCUCUCUUCCUCCCAAGCCCUCCAGCUCCACAUCCGCUGCCCGCUGCCACCAUGACCACCACCAUCCGCCAGUUCACCUCCUCCAGCUCCAUCAAGGGCUCCUCCGGCCUCGGGGGCGGUUCAUCCCGCACCUCCUGCCGACUGUCUGGCAGCCUGGGUGCCGGCUCCUGCAGGCUGGGGUCAGCUAGUGGCCUGGCCAGUGCCCUCGGGAGCAAUAGCUACUCCAGCUGCUACAGCUUUGGUACUGGCAGCGGCUAUGGAGGCAGCUUCGGGGGUGUUGAUGGGCUUCUGGCCGGAGGCGAGAAGGCCACCAUGCAGAACCUCAACGACCGCCUGGCCUCCUACCUGGACAAGGUGCGUGCCCUGGAGGAGGCCAACACGGAGCUGGAGGUGAAGAUCCGAGACUGGUACCAGAAGCAGGCCCCAGGGCCGGCCCGUGACUACAGCUCCUACUACCACACCAUCGAGGAUCUGAAGAACAAGAUCCUUGUGGCCACUGUGGAUAAUGCCAGCAUCCUGCUUCAGAUUGACAAUGCCCGGCUGGCAGCUGAUGACUUCCGCACCAAGUUUGAGACGGAGCAGGCCCUGCGCAUGAGCGUGGAGGCUGACAUCAAUGGCCUGCGCCGUGUGCUGGAUGAGCUGACCCUGGCCAGAGCAGACUUGGAGAUGCAGAUCGAGAAUCUCAAGGAGGAGCUGGCCUACCUGAAGAAGAACCACGAGGAGGAGAUGAACUCUCUGAGAGGCCAGGUUGGCGGUGAAAUCAAUGUGGAGAUGGAUGCAGCUCCUGGUGUGGACCUGAGCCGCAUCCUGUCAGAGAUGCGUGAUCAGUACGAGAAGAUGGCGGAGAAGAACCGGAAGGAUGCGGAAGACUGGUUCUUCAGCAAGACCGAGGAGCUGAACCGCGAGGUGGCCACCAACAGCGAGCUGGUGCAGAGUGGCAAGAGCGAGAUCUCUGAGCUCCGACGCACCAUGCAGGCCCUGGAGAUUGAGCUGCAGUCCCAGCUCAGCAUGAAAGCAUCCCUGGAGGGCAGCCUGGCCGAGACAGAGAACCGCUACUGCGUGCAGCUGUCUCAGAUCCAGGGGCUGAUCGGCAGCGUGGAGGAGCAGCUGGCUCAGCUGCGCUGUGAGAUGGAGCAGCAGAACCAGGAGUACAAGAUCCUGCUGGACGUGAAGACCCGGCUGGAGCAGGAGAUUGCCACCUACCGUCGCCUGCUGGAGGGAGAGGACGCCCACCUGUCGUACAAGCCAAAAGAACCCGUGACCACCCGCCAGGUGCGCACCAUUGUGGAAGAGGUCCAGGAUGGCAAGGUCAUCUCAUCCCGGGAGCAGGUCCACCAGACCACCCGCUAAGGACUCUCAGCUCCUUCUGGCCAGCUCCUUUGAGGCUAGCCAGAGAGAGGCAGCAUCCCUCUCUGCUUGGUAGCCUGUAGCCUUCUCCAGCAUCAGUCUCCUGCUUCAGUCUCUUCUCGGCAUUCCCUUGCUUGGUGCCAUUAAAGCCUGUUGAUCUGG